Molecule: messenger RNA, 462 nt
Organism: Phytophthora nicotianae INRA-310
Lineage: Eukaryota; Oomycota; Peronosporomycetes; Peronosporales; Peronosporaceae
Exons: 5
Coding region: 96-329 (77 amino acids)
Molecular function (GO): calcium ion binding
Source: RefSeq, a predicted model, not a curated record
CGAAGAUCGCUAGUGAAGGGACGCAACCAUUCCACGGAUCAAGGGCCAGUUUUUCUCUUCUUGAAUCUUAAUCAAGCUGCAAAUUAUCUGCAAGCAUGUCGGCGACGCUUUCGGAGGAACACGAGCGCGAGCUCAAGAAGAUUUUCGACGACUAUGAUCAGAACGGAUCGGGGGAUAUCGAUAUCGACGAGCUACGCGACAUCGCAGAGGAUCUUGGUGAGCCUCUGUCGGAGGUCGAGCUGGAAUAUCUAGCCAAAGAAUUCGACACGGACGAAAGUGGUGCUAUCAGCUGGACGGAGUUUAUCGCGUGGUGGAAGCUCCCGUUCUAGGGCUGGAAGAAGUAGCGAACCACACUCGAUGACGUUGAUCUCCACUAUUUUUAAGGCCCAACGCAUGUCUUCGUGGUAGCUAAUCCAUUCAACCAACCAGCUCAGGUUCAUGCCGAGUAUUUUUCAUGUUCCA